Messenger RNA from Acanthosepion pharaonis, 2601 nucleotides. The record is from the annotation of a GenBank genome assembly. Lineage: Eukaryota; Metazoa; Mollusca; Cephalopoda; Sepiida; Sepiidae.
AUGGAUGAAUCUGGCCUUAUCUAUGGAACUAAAUGCCUUGAAAGUGAUAUUGAACCACAGAGAGAGCAACUCCUUUUCCAGUAUGACCCUGCAGAUGUGCCUUCAGAUAUGGCAGGUGUCAUGGCCUCCAUCAAACAGUUGGCAGAGAAAAUUCUGUUCCACUGGCGAGAAUUCCCUAUUGUUCUUCCUUCAUCAAUCACUGACAAUGAACCCCAACCAAUAGGAGCUGCCAAUGGGGAUAUCAGUAAAGAACGGCCAAGUAAAGUUACAUUUCGUGAUGUUUUCAUUGCUCCUACAUUUGAUGAACUGGAAGAAGUUGCAAGAUUACCCAAUGGCGGACAGAAAAAGCUAAAUGAAAAACAGUUAUAUUGUAUCUGGGAUAAUGGGGAAUUUGAAGUUGACAGCAUUCAUUUUCCUGGCCAAACACACAAAUGGCAUCUUAGCCAACUGCUGCAAAAAGGUUCCCGGAGAUCUCAUGAAACCCUUCUUGAUGACAUGGCACUGGCACUGAGAAUUCUGCUGAUCACAGCCAGAAAUCGCUUCCAUUCACACUUUUUUAGUUUAUCUGAAGGAUUCAAAAGUUGGGGUCGAGGUCUAUGGAAAAUAUUUGAUAUAGUUAUUGGCAUGCCUUCAACAAGUCCUGGGGAUCUGACAGCCAAACUCAGGGAAGAGCAUAUGCGCUAUUUAGUAGCUGAACUAGACAUACGGCAUAAUUGUCGAAAAGAAUUCAACCGCUUUUGUGAAUAUGUCAAAGACAAAUGCAAGCUGUUGAGAGCUGAGAAACACAAGACUGCUGACCUCAGACCACCUCCAAUUCCUUACUACUAUCAGACUCCACAAGGACUGCAUAUAGAUUUGAGGCUUUUUAAUAAAGAUCUAAUCAAUAACUGUUUGCCAAUUCUGAGCAAUAUAGUUGAAAAGGAAUCUCGUGGGUGGCAUAUUCAAUAUCGUCAAAAAUUGGUUCGAGAACUGAAAGCCAAAGGUCUUUCCAAUGAACAGAUUACUGAGGAAGUAUCAACUGCUGUGAUGAAUGAAUAUCUUCAAAGAGUUUAUCGUGCUGUGCAAAAUAAUAUUGAAUUGGAGAACUUACAACAUGGAAUAGGUCAGUUGCUGAUUGCUCAGGCCCAGUCUGUAUUGGCUAUGCAGAAAGCUGUACAGAAUAUUCAGCAGAAAAUGGUUGAGCACAAAGAAAAGUUAAUAGAGCAUUUAAAAAAUGAAUAUCCUGUAAAAUCUCGGAUUACCGCCUGGAAAAAUGAGCAGCUACAGCGGUUUGAGGAGGAAUUUAUUAACCAAAAUUUGUGGUCAGCCCAUGAAAUUGCAAUUAGUUUGUGUGAGGAGCAGCAACAAAAACAAGCCAUUUAUUUUUUGCGGCGUGAUUUGAACUUUAUCAAGGAGAGAGAACACAUAUUGCGCAAAGAACUUGGCAGAGUAAAGGUACCAACCCAAGUAUUCACAUUUUCUACAAAAAUCUGGUUUCCUCAGCAUUGGAUGAUUGUUAGACAAACACGGGGUGACACUGAGGUGAUGCCCACCAUUAUCAAAGAUGGGGCUGCCCCUGCUGGACCAGUCAGUAAGAAAGAGCAUGACACUUACACAGUGGACAAAUAUUUGCGCAGAAAAACCAGCACUCGUUAUCCAAUGUGGAGAUGGUGGAAUUAUGUACAUAGAACAUGGGCAUGGAUGUGGAAUUCUAUGUUCUUUUUUUGGGUGGUCAUUCCUUGGUGCAGUCCAGUCAGUUUCCGAGCCUUGUUUUAUACUAAUCCUUUCAAACCAGAUCUAGAGCUGAGUCCUGUUGAUGGUGCCCUCUACCCAAAAGAAUCUUCUCUUACUCACACACUGAUUUCUCGUUUACGACUGCUGUGGAAAAAUGUCAGAGAAUCCAGAGCCAGUUUUGAAGAGGCUCCUGAUACUGGAUUUUUGGGAAAAAGUUUAACCCGCCACUUGAACCGAUUUUGGAACUUUGUAUUGAAAGGUGGAUUUGGGAGCAUCAUCCUGGUUUUGAUCUUUCCAUUAUUGUGCAUUUUCCUUUCUGGCCUCUCUCUUGUUACAGCACUAACCACGCCACUCUGGAUGCCUGUGGUGACAUUAUUUACUCAUAUUGGAUUCUUUCUGAUAUAUGAUCUUGACUGUCCAGAAGUAUCUGGCAACAAAAUCCUAGUCUUACUUGAAGCCAUCCUCUGGCAUAUUUUCCUGCAAGGUUGCAUUCAACCUGUUGCUGCAGUCCUCUUUGGUGCCAUCUUUUGUCCCUUGGCAGCUUUAUUCUGCCUUCUGUUUGGCAUUCUAAGACGAGGUGUUCGUGGUUUAUGGGAUAGCGUCAUGUUUCACACUGUCAUCAAAAGUCGAGGAAGGAUUCCUGCUAAUGAUGGGUUCAUUGCUCGAAGGGUUGCCGGCCCAGGACUUGCUUCUAACUACUUCUUUCAGAUCAAACCGGAACAGUCUUUAGCUGCUAUAGAGGCUAAACUUGAGCUUGAUGAAUUGGAAGCUUGGAAAAAUAAUGUUCUCAAAGUGAUAGAAUAUCCUGAAGAGGAAUACAGGUCAGCCAAAUUCUCUCUUCCUUUCUCAUUCUUUUAUUUAUUUUUAUUUUGGUUUCUUUGUCUUUAA